UUCUGAAGCAAAUGAAUUAGGGGACGGGGAGCAGGAUGGAAGCUGGUGACAGGGAGAAGCUGAAAGCCAGAGAGAAGAGUCAGACCAGGAGGGGAAGUGAGAGUCUGAGUAGGUGUCCAGGGUUGAGGGAGGAGCACAUUUGCACUGUCGCAGAGACUCAGGGAAGGCUGGUGUGUGGAGAAGGAAGUCAGAGGACAGGGGCCGUGUGGGGGUAGGUUUGCUAGAACAGCCAUCAAAGGCUGACUUUGUCAGAGAAAGAGAGAACAUCUGCAGAUACGAUGCUGUUCCUGCAACUUGUGUUGUUCGUGGUUCUCCUCCCAGGUGGUGACAGUGAAGACGGUGAGAUCUCUGGCCUUGCCCUGUGGGUGCACAUCCUUCCAGGAGCCAAUCUCUGUCCGAAUUAUCCUGACCACAUCCUUUUACAACCGUUCCUGGAUGCAAAAUCAAGGCUCAGCUUGGCUGGACGAGCUGCAGACUCACGCCUGGGACAACAAGACUGGAGCUUUCAUUUUCCUUCGGCAUUGGUACAAGGGGAAAUUAUGCAGCAAGGAGCUGAUGGGAGUGGAAGAGUUAUUCUCUUCAUACUACAUUGGAUUUCCUCUAAAAUUUCAAGAUCAUGGCAGCCAAUGGCAGCUUGAAUAUCCCUUCCAGGUACAGCUGGCGUUAGGCUGUGAACUGCACUUUGGAGAAGCAUCAGUUGGCUUCAUGAGGAUUGCUUAUCAAGGAACAGAUCUCAUAAGUUUCCAGAACAUGUCAUGGUGGCCAUCUCCAGAGGGAGGAAGUAGGGCUCAGCAGGUCUGCAGACUAUUCAAUCAGGACCAUGAAGAUAAUGAAUUAAUGCAUACGUUCAUCAUAGACUACUGUCCCCACUAUCUCUCAAGUUUUCUUGAUGCAGGGAAGGCAGAUCUCCAGCGACAAGUCUGUCCUGUGUCUGCAGUGAGGCCAGAGGUCUGGCUGUCCACUGGCCCCAGUCCGGGUCCCGGCCGUCUGCUGCUGGUGUGCCACGUCUCUGGCUUCUACCCCAAACCGGUGUGGGUGAUGUGGAUGCGGGGUGAGCAGAAGCAGCGGGGCACCCGGCGAGGUGACAUCCUGCCCCAUGCUGAUGGGACGUGGUAUCUCCGAGUGACCCUGGAUGUGAUAGCCAGGGACGCAGCUGGCCUGACCUGCCGAGUGAGACACAGCAGUCUAGGAGGCCAGGACAUGGUCCUCUACUGGGAGCAGCCCCACUCCAUGGGCUUGGUCUUCCUGGCGGUGAUAGUGCUCCUGGUGCUUCUGGCAGGUCUGGCGCUGUGGCUCUGGAAGCGCUGGAAAACACCCUGGAGACCUCAGUGUACUGACCUCCCUUCUGAGCGAGAUCCCAGCAGCCCAGGCUCCAGUACUUACCCAAACCCAGCUCAGCGGUGAUGUCCUUGCAACAAUCUGUGUGCAACUUUGUCUUUCAGUUCUGCUUAAUGAUCUGUUGUCAAUAUAAGCUCAGUGUAAUUUAGCAGGAUUUGUUAUUCUGAAUUGGUCCUGGAACUUAACUCUCAAAAUUUACUCAGUGUGAAAUGAAGUCUCAGCACUUCCAUCGGUCACGGGUAUCGGUAGUCACUUCUUCCAGGGAGCCCUUCCUGAUUCAGUAGUGGAAGCAGUCUCAGGUGAUAAUUUCCAGCACUUAAACUUGCACUUUGGUAAUCUAUUCCUGAACCCCAGCCCUUGUUGCCCCCAUUAGGUUCCUUUGCCUUUUAAUUCUUAGGAUUCUUAAGAGCAAAGACAUGUCUUUUUAAUGUUUGUAUCUUUGGCAAGGAGAGUCACCUGCACGGAAUAUGUCCCCAAUAAAAAUAUGUGUUGAAUUUAUGCUAAAUUCAUACAUUUUUUCUUUUUUCUUUUGCUUCCUGACAUGUUUGUGGUAGUUGAGAUGUUUGAUCCUUUCCUUGUUAAAUGUCUUGUCACCUGGUUGAGAGAGUUAACACUUUCCCUGUUCCUAUCCACAUCUCCAGGCAUCGAAGCAGAAACAAGUUUCCUGUGAAGAUUUCUAUUAUUUACCUCCAGACACCUAUUGGACUGGACCUGUUGCUCCCAGUAUUCUGAACUGAAAGAGGAAGGCAGGAUGCUUGCUGUUUGUGGGGCUCAGAGACAGCAGCAGAGCUGUCACCUUGUGGCUUGAUAGAAAUAUAGGGUCUUGGCCUCAGCAGAAACCCACUGAACGCAAUUCGCAUUUUAGCGAAAUCAGCAGGGAAUUCACAGGUGUAUAACAUGUGAUGUCUGAGAGGUAGCAGUGAAAGUGUGUUGCUGGAGGGAAAAGAGACGCUCUAGGAAAGAGACGAGAGCUGUGGUCGGGAAUGAAUGGAGAUCCAGCAAGGAGCAUGCAUACGGAGCCUCAUGGCCUUUGUGGCUCCUGUGUUACAGUCCUGAGGACACAGAGUCAGUGACAGUGAGCCAUUGUUCCUGGGGGAAAUGUGGGGUUGGGGUCCUAGGAGCCUCUGCUCAUAACACUUGUCAACUGAUGACUACCCAGCCUGGUUUCAUGUGUGUUUCUGUUUAAAGACAGCUUCUCUAGUGUAUACAUGUGUUUGUAAAUAAUUUAUUGUAUGGAGUAUUUCCCUAUACUGAAACACAGGCUCGGGGUUGUGUAACAUUUCCCAGCUUGGGCACUGUGAAUGCCAGGAUCUUUGGCUUCCUGCCCUGCAUCGGUACUGCCCGUGAUGGUUUUCUAAACAAACAAAGGGGAGACGGUCAUCUUCUCAUGAAUCCAUGAAUAUAGAUACAUUCCUGCCUUUUUCAUUGCGUCCUCAUAGUGUCCUAGAUGUUACUUCAGCAAUUUCUGAAGCAGUUCCACAUAGGUAUCAGGACCGUCCUAUUCCGUUUCCUGGAUUUGCUGCAUUGCUGACUCAUUACCACCGAACUCAGGACCCACAGACUUGCAUCAGGAGUCUGAGUGAGCCUCACGCACACAGGUGUUUUGUCUGUGGGGCACAUCCCACCGUCUUGUGCUUACGUCGCCAGUCAGUCCUGCGGCUCUGGUCUUCAGGGCCUUUUUAAACUCUGAAGUCACCAAGAGGAAGCAUGGAAUUCAGAAGACGUGGCACCAAAUGGACCGUGAAUAGGACACAUCCUUAUAGUGUGGGGAUUAACACAGGAAGGCAGAGCAAUACCUGGUUCAGCCUCAUCUGGAAUCACCUGAAGUGGGUGACACAUGUCAGGAGGCAGGCCGGUCAGCACAGACAGACUCCGUGAACAACGAAGAUGGACCUUUGUGACUGACGACACCCACGGCAGCGCGAGUGGAGACAUCCAUGGCUAGACCUCAGUUACUCUCGGUUUCAUUAAUUAACAUAAGAAACCAUUCUCAAACCCUGAUAUGCAGCUGGAACAUUCUGAGUGUCAAGUGCUGGGGAAGAAAAGGUCUUCCAUGUCUUCGUAGCUUGAAAAUUUUGUUUCCUUGAUUUGAUCGUGGUUUUCAUUGUUGUUUGUAACCAGUUUAUUAGUGCCGUAACUUAUGUGGGUUGACUAGGGGACAGAAACUUAGUCCUAGUAAGUGCAGGUGCUGCGAGAGGAGCCCAGGGCAGUGAAGUAUCCAGAGGGAGCGCAUGCAGGCUCCUGGCCCUACACAUGUGGGCAUUUCUGGAAAAUCAUGUUGACAUAGGAGAGGUGGGAAGGGAGAGAGCAAAUCAUGGGAUUUCUGGAAUCUUCUUUCAUGAAUGAGAGUGCUUGUCUGUUUCUCUAACUUCUAGUCCUCCUCAUCUCCCUUCUGUGGCCACCAUGUGGAUUUUGGAUGGUUGACUGUGCAUUCAUGUGUAUCCUGGGGCUCUGAUCAGCGUGAGGCCAUCAGUAGAAAUCAUCCUUGACAAUGUGACAGGUUAUAAGAGGGCCAGGUAACCUCCAGUUGAGGCCCAUUAUCAGAUAGAUGCCACUUGUAUCACGCAGAAUGAUGGUUCAGGCCAGGAACCUGCUCCAAGUGGCACAGGUCAAUGGGGCCUGAUUCUUACGCUUAAUGGAGGAGAAAGAUAUGUUCUCUCUUGUCCUGGAUGAUAAGGUCAGAGUAUGAAGCCUGAAAUAAAUACAAUCAAUUUUUCAUCACCAGAGAAGCAAGCCUGAGGAUGAAGCCUCCUUGCAAGAAAGCAGAGAAAUUAUGUGAAAUUUGCCAAGAGGUGGAAAUCACAAGUGUUCACACCACAAGAAGUAAAAAUAAAAGAGAGAAGAAGACAUUCCAGAUGAGAGGUCCUGGCAGUGCUAACUGGCUUGGUUGUAGGCUCUGUCACCUUGUAUACAUAUGUGAAAACCUCAAGUGAUUAUUUUAUCUUUUUAAAAGAAAAAAGCAGUAAAAAUAUACAAACACAUGAUGAAUAGUACAUUAAAGAAUAAUUUUCACGUUUUC
This is a messenger RNA of Ailuropoda melanoleuca (giant panda), 4357 nucleotides long. RefSeq names its product T-cell surface glycoprotein CD1a-like. The transcript has 6 exons. Gene Ontology annotation, biological process: antigen processing and presentation, endogenous lipid antigen via MHC class Ib; immune response; positive regulation of T cell mediated cytotoxicity. The record is from RefSeq and is a predicted model, not a curated record. NCBI's taxonomy places the organism in Eukaryota, Metazoa, Chordata, Mammalia, Carnivora, Ursidae. Gene Ontology annotation, cellular component: external side of plasma membrane. Gene Ontology annotation, molecular function: endogenous lipid antigen binding; lipopeptide binding; exogenous lipid antigen binding. Bases 436 to 1404 code for a protein of 322 amino acids.